Messenger RNA from Pantherophis guttatus, 4739 nucleotides. It is a transcript of the gene PRKAR1B, whose product is annotated as protein kinase cAMP-dependent type I regulatory subunit beta. The record is from RefSeq and is a predicted model, not a curated record. Gene Ontology annotation, molecular function: cAMP binding; cAMP-dependent protein kinase inhibitor activity; protein kinase A catalytic subunit binding. Lineage: Eukaryota; Metazoa; Chordata; Lepidosauria; Squamata; Colubridae. Gene Ontology annotation, biological process: negative regulation of cAMP-dependent protein kinase activity. Gene Ontology annotation, cellular component: cytosol; cAMP-dependent protein kinase complex.
GGAGUUGGGGGAAAAAAUAGACAGUGAGAUCAUCUAAGGACGGGGGUGACUGCCUGACUCCAUUGUCUUUUAGCUGGGGAUUUUUUUUACCUCCCCCCCAAGAAGAUACCCAGAACAUUGUGGGGAGAGGGAGAUGUACCCCCCCCCCAUCUCAAGCUACCUAACAGCUAGACGAGAUUUCUACUGCGAAUAACGGAGCUGGAAGAAGCUGCUAGCUGAGCCAAACACCAGGGUUGUCAUCCGUUGACCCUCACCAAAAUGGCGGCCGCCUCCUCCUCCUCCUGCAACGGAGAAGAAGACGAGAGCUUGAAAGGAUGCGAGCUCUACGUUCAGAAGCAUAACAUCCAGCAAAUCCUGAAAGAGUGCAUUGUGAACCUCUGCAUCGCUAAACCCGACCGGCCAAUGAAAUUCUUGCGGGAACAUUUUGAGAAACUGGAAAAGGAAGAAAGCAAACAGAUCCAGGCUUGGCAGAAAUCCAGCUCUCAAUCAGAUUCUCAUGACGAUGAAGUUUCUCCUCCGCCACCCAACCCGGUGGUCAAAGCCCGACAUCGAAGAGGAGGGGUCAGUGCUGAGGUCUACACAGAAGAAGAUGCGGUGUCUUAUGUCCGGAAGGUUAUUCCAAAGGACUAUAAGACUAUGACAGCUUUAGCCAAGGCUAUCUCAAAGAAUGUCCUCUUCGCUCACCUUGACGACAAUGAGAGAAGUGACAUAUUUGACGCGAUGUCCGUCACACACAUUGCUGGAGAGACUGUGAUCCAACAAGGUGAUGAAGGCGACAACUUCUAUGUGAUUGAUCACGGGGAGGUGUAUGUGUACGUGAACGGAGAACUGGUCACCAGCAUUGGAGAAGGAGGCAGCUUUGGAGAACUGGCCCUCAUUUACGGCACGCCGCGAGCUGCGACCGUCAAAGCGAAGACGGAUCUCAAACUCUGGGGAAUCGAUCGCGAUAGCUACAGACGCAUCUUGAUGGGCAGCACGUUGAGAAAACGGAAAAUGUACGAAGAAUUUCUGAGCAAGGUUUCCAUUUUGGGAUCGCUGGACAAAUGGGAGCGUCUGACGGUGGCCGAUGCGCUAGAGACGGUCCAGUUUGAGGAUGGCGAGAAAAUUGUGGUCCAGGGAGAGCCGGGAGACGACUUUUUCAUCAUCACAGAGGGCACGGCUUCUGUCCUUCAACGUAGAUCUGACAAAGAGGAAUAUGUAGAAGUCGGACGCCUGGGGCCAUCUGAUUAUUUUGGGGAAAUUGCCCUGUUGCUCAACAGGCCCAGGGCUGCUACCGUGGUGGCCCGCGGGCCCUUGAAGUGUGUGAAGCUGGACCGCCCACGCUUCGAACGAGUCCUCGGCCCUUGCUCCGAAAUCCUCAAGAGGAACAUCCAGAGAUACAACAGUUUCAUCUCUCUCACCGUCUAAAGUCCUCUUGGGCUCCUCUUUGAUGUUUAAACUUGUGCACUUAAAAAAGAAAGAAAGAAAGAAAGAAAGCGAGCGAUCCGUGGUGUUUCAUAGCUUUACAAAGGAAAGGAGAGGCACAUUUAUUUUACGCAGAUGUUUUUCGGUGUCGACGUCCAAUGUAUUAGAUAUUCAAUCACCUGUGUAUUGUUAAGAGGACAGCAGAUAGCUGGUUGUCAGUGAUUUUAUGGAAUUGUAGAUUUUAUCGUUUUGCACUUUGAGUUACGUUCCAGAUUUACGCAUCCCUGGCUUCUCCAAAUCUCUCAUCACACAAUGUAACGUUUCCAGAUCUUUGGAGAACCAGCUUGCUGUGUGCCUCAACUUUUAUUUCUCCUGGUUGUGCUGACAAGCCACGUCCAACUCUCACUUCUCUAGAACAACGUAGGGUAAUCGUUUUGAACAUCUCAUCUAGUGAGACUACAUAACCCAUAUUAUAAUUGGGGAUUGAUGGACACAUGGCCCCAUGUAGCAUUGUAGAACUAGCCCAUUAAGACUUCCAGACAUUGCCCCAAGUAGUCAUUUUAAAGGUGACCUAAGGUAAAAAUGAUGAAAUGCCCAACUGGAAAGAGUAAAAUGUCCUAUCAACUCAGUUGAGUUUGAACUCAAGAUAAAGUCAACACGUUUUCUUUGAUUGUUUUCGUCUUGGCCCAAAGCUCCCUGCGUGCUGCUCACAGGCUAUUUAAAGUCUGUUAAAAGCAAACGGUGAGCUUUGACCUGGAAGGAAUUGUGAAGUCCCGUUGGGCAUCAAGUCAUCCGUCCUUCAUCUGGUUGACAAUGACUUGAAUGAACCAUUUUGGCCACUUGAGAUACUCAGCUAGCACCAAACCAGUGUCAAAUUAGUGUCAAACAGUGUUUUUCCAACUUUUAAGAUGUUUUAAGCUUCAACUUCAUGCUGGCUGAGGGAUUCUGGGAGUUGAAGUCCACACAUCUUAAAAUGGCCAAGUUGAAGAACAUUGGCAUCCCUCAAUCAAUCAAUCAGCCAAUCAAUCAAUCAAUCAAUCAAUCCACACACAUAAGGUAAAAUCUGUUUCCUGUAAAACGUGUCAGUAUUCUAUUCUCUGUGUAUCUUUUAAAGAAAGCUUUUAUUUGCAGUUGAUGUUUAUUUACACCAUUCAUUUUGCUUAUCAUAUUGUGAUGCAUGGGGGGAAACAAAAUAAUUGUGACUGGAGAAAUAUGUAGUAAAUCUUUGAUCACUGCCAUAGGGUUGAGGGCCAUUGGCCUCAGGGUCUCGAGUGAGUCUAGGGUCUCAGGUCCAGGACUAGUUUUACAGAUAUUAAAAAAAUAAAAUCUACAACGAUGAAAGAAGGGAUACUACUAAAACUGACAGAACCCAGGUGAAGUUGCAAAAUCCAUGGAGAAUUGAUUCAGGCAUCCCUUCCCAAUCCUAACUGCAGUAGUAUUGCGGUUUUCAAAUUUUUCACCUGGCUGAUGAUAUCCAAUCCUGGAACAUUUAGAGGGUGCCAAAUGACGGGCGACAGGAUGAAACAUCCAGGUUGAUGUCAAAAUCCUUCAGUUGACUGGGUAUCCCCAGUGGUGGGCUGCAACCAGUUUAACAAUCGUUUCUGUGAGCGCACACUUCACUUUGAAGCUCAGCUGCUUAACUUCUAAGGCAGCCCUGGUAAGUAGAACAGCUGUGCCGCACAAAUCAGCUGAGCAGGGGUGAAAUCCAGCAGGUUCUGACAGGUUCUGGAGAACCGGUAGCGGAAAUUUUGAGUAGUUCAGAGAACUGGAAAAUACCACCUGUGGCUGGCCCCAGAGUGGGGUGGGAAUGGAGAUUCUGCAGUAUCCUUCCCCUGGAGUGGGGUGGGAAUGGCGAUUUUGCAGUAUCCUUCCCCUGCCAUGCCCACCAAGCCACGCCCACAGAACAGUUAGGGAAAAAAUUUAAAUUUCACCCCUGCAGCUGAGCGAGAAAGAAGGAAAUAUAGGAAAUGAUAGGGUGGGUGCCGUUGAGUGGAGCUAGCUGAUCAUCAGAACUACCGUUUCACUCGAACCGGUCUGAACCGGCAGCAGCCCACCACUGGGUAUCCCUCAGAUCAAGAGAACGAUUGUCCAUGGAAAGUAAUCGUUCAACUUUGUUCUGCCUUGAGUCUAUCCUUUCAAAUUCUUCAUCCAGUUCUGCAUAUUGCCUCCCUACCCCAAAAAAGACCCUCCCCCCCAAAAGAUUCAGAGAACCUAGAAUAGGUGCAGAGAAGGGAAGCCUAGAUGAUCAGGGGACAAGAAACAUAGUUGACCCAGGAGGGAACUGGUGGCACACAUAGUCAUAUCAGUGGGCACGCAAGCUCAGCUCCGGCGCACAUGCACGCACCGGCCAGCUGAUUUUUGAGCCUUCAGGGCCCACCAGAAGUAGGGAAACAGGGUGUUUCCUGCCUCCGGAGGGCCUCAGAGGGUGGUGGGGAAGGACUGUUUUUUGCUGUCUCCAGCCUCCAGAGCCUUUCUAGGAGUCUGGGGAGGGUGAAAACGGCCUUCCCCAUCCCCCCGGAGGCCCUCCGGAGGCCAGAAAUGGCCCAUUUGCCAACUUCCUGUGGGACCGGAAGGCCUGUUUGUUGCUGUCCCCAGCCUCCAGAGCCUCUCUAGGAGUCUGGGGAGGGCAAAAACAUCCUUCCCCACCUCCACUCCCCGGAGGCCCUCCGGAGGCCAGAAGUUGGCAAAUGGGCUAUUUUCAGCCUCUGGAAGGCCUCCGGGUGGGUGGGGAAGGCCGUUUUCACCCUCCCCAGACUCCUAGAGAGGCUCGAGCCAGGUGAGAGAGAAAAACAGGCCUACCAGGCCAUCAUGUGCCAGGAGCGUGGGGAGCAUGGGGGAGAGUCGUGCACGCAUGAGUGGGGUGGGGCGCAUAGAAUUAUGGGUGUGGGCACGCGUGAGCCCUCCACCCCCCUCUCCUGGCAUGCGAUGGCAAAAAGGUUAGCCAUCACUGCCUUAGAGCAUGUAAUUAUGAAUAAAAUUGAGAGGAAAACCACUUCCCAGUUGAAUAUUAGAAGAAACUUCCUUCUGGGUACCAGUUAAGGAGAGAAGUGAUGGGUUUCAAAUGGCUCUUUCUGGACCUGUUAGUACAGAUAGGGCAUUGUCUCUUGAACAUCCGGAUGCAGUCUUGAUUGGAUAGUGCCGUAUUAUUUAUUUCACUGUGACCUGGGCCUGCCUAAUCUUUGUGGGUUGCGUCUAUUCUUUGGCCCAAAUGACCUUGUAAUUGUCAUGAUAAUUCUUCUGAUGGAGAAGAAGCCAUUGGAAAUGUAACGGCAUUCUCUUGUCUUUUUAAGGUGACCCGAAAUAGGGACAUGAAUAAAAUCCCUGGAACUUCAGAA